UUUUUCGAUUAGCUUUGUCACUGUAAAAAAAGUAAACAACUGUAGAAGAGGAUUAAGUAAAGCUGGAUAAUCUACGUAAAAACAUUUACUUUAAGUGAUGGAUAGUCAAGCACCGAUUGAUGAUCUAUUAUUGGACAUUGUGGACAAUGCUUGGCGCAUGGAAGCACUGCCAUACGAUCAGAUACUAGUACCGAUUGAGAAAUUGCCCGAUCCAGAAGCCGAUGGUGGUGAUUCACAUCUAACUUUGAGCGAGCAGGAACAAAAGUGGACAGACUUGGCGCUUGGCUCGCUGGCACCGGAUGCUGCUUUAAUCGAUCAACUCAAUAUAACAGCUAUCUAACCAAGGACGAGCAGCCUCUGUGGUGGCACGUCCCCAACUUUACUAAUACCACAAAUCUUAUUUAUAACACCCCAACAUGAGUAG
Drosophila navojoa is the source of this 424-nucleotide messenger RNA. Its product is annotated as anaphase-promoting complex subunit 13. Gene Ontology annotation, cellular component: anaphase-promoting complex. Gene Ontology annotation, biological process: protein K11-linked ubiquitination. The record is from RefSeq and is a predicted model, not a curated record. Lineage: Eukaryota; Metazoa; Arthropoda; Insecta; Diptera; Drosophilidae.